Molecule: messenger RNA, 2856 nt
Organism: Rotaria socialis
Lineage: Eukaryota; Metazoa; Rotifera; Eurotatoria; Philodinida; Philodinidae
Source: the annotation of a GenBank genome assembly
AUGAGUGCCACUAAUGCAAAAAGAAAACGACAAGCACCAAACCAUGUGCCAAUCACAACCACUCAAUCAAAUGUACUAUAUAGUCUUCUGGAUUGUUACGAAUUCUUAGCACCCCAUGAAUACUCGGAUAGAACAAUUGGCAUACAAGCAUUUUUAACACGAAAAUCCGUUGGUGAUAUAAAUUUUUCUGAUAUUAUUGAUGACAGUGAAAAACGCAAUCGGCAAGGGCAAACAACUAAUUUUGUUGCAAUAUUGGAAGAGAAACUUUCCAGUUUACCUAUCAUUGAUGCAUCCGUUGAAAAGUGCUUAAUACUAAGUCGAUUGAUAAGCUUUAUUAAAGAGAAUGAAACACGUUUUACAUCGAUUAUAUCUGACAUACGACUUGACAUGCAACUAAAGAUGGCAGAUCAUCAAACUGUUUCGAGUGCUUAUAAUUUUCGCGCACGUGAACACGAAUUUAAUUCAAGAAAAUUUGCUCAAGAAAACCGACGUCUUUUCUAUUAUAGCCACGAUGAAAUCAAGCAACCUCCGAAUCUGGUAUAUUUACAAAAUAGAACCACAGAACAUUUAACAUAUAUCAUGGAUCAAAUGUUGCGUGAUCCAAAAUCUCGUCAGACAUAUUCAAAUGAACUGGACAAAAUACUCCGCACCUCAUUUUUUAUUGUUGAUCAGCCUCAUUCUGGCACAACUCCUGUCACUAUCUACGAACGAAAAGCUCCCGGUGAAUAUACAGCUAAAAUAUCAGUUACUAUCAUAUCACUAUUAUAUGACUUUAUGCAAACGCAUCCAAAUUUAUUAGAACUAUUCGAUAUUGAACCUAGUUUGUAUCCUUCAUCUGCUCAUUAUAAACUUGAAGAACCUCGAUCACUUUCAUGGAAAACAUGCCAAGUACAAACAGCACCUGGUGGUAAAUCUCGAACAUUUCUGUAUGCUGAAUUAUCGGCUAUUACUAUCGAACAGGCAUUAAAAACUGAUACACGCGUUCGAUUUGCUCAAUUAUUACAUUCAUUUAAAUUUGCAGUCAAAGUUCAACUUAAUUUGGCUGAUAGUAAAAUGCCACUAGUAUUUCAAAUCCCAUUGGAAUCAGUACGGUUCGGUAUUGGCGCUCAUAACAAUCAAAUUCCACAAUUAUUAGCACGUGUUAUAAUUGAUGAUAUUCAACGAAUUUCAAAAGCUCAAUUAAUUGAUGUUAAAACUAUGCUAAAAUAUAUGCAACGUUAUUUUAUUCAUCGCACAGGUGUUCGACCUAAUGAGUGUGUUAAUAUUUUUCUAGAACAAGAAUUAAUCAAAGCGACAAACCAAAGAGUUAACUUUCAAUCCAUAGAAGAUGUUUACUGGGAUUUUCUCGUUCAUUUUGUACAUCAAGUUGAAUUCAUGGGUAAACACCCAAUUCUUUCUAUGUUUCAUGCCGAUGGUCUUUUUCUUGGUAUAUGUAACAGUGAACGAGCAGCUGAAGCCAUUGUUCAAUCAGGUAUUGCCAGUUCACCGGUAAUUGCACUUCGUUUGAAUUCGAUUCGAGUCGAUUAUAAUGUUGUGGCAACAUCUUCAACCGGUAUCAAAUCAGUCAAACCUUCUCCGUGCGCUGUUCGUGUUGAUAUCUACAAUGAUCGUACAAAAAAGUUACAAAAUCGUACAUUUGAUACUGGUAUACUAGCAGCUGAUAUUAGCAAAUUUGUACUCUCAACUCAUACGGAGAGUGCCAAUCGGAUACACGUCUUAUCGAAUUUCAAUGAUAGAGAAAAUGGUAAAACCUUUUUAUCAUUUGGUGAAUUUUCAAAAUACUAUCACGAGCGGUUACAACAAAUAUUAAAAAAUGAUGAAAAAUAUAAACCAGUUACAGAUCUUGUUGAUAAUGCUAAUGAUGGAAAUGUGGAUGAAGAUAUUUCUGACAUCCAAAGUCAAACUUCUAAUGAUUUAUUUCCAUUCAGUCCAAACUCAUUUUCAUCGUUUCUUCCAAUGACGCCAUCACUUAUAUUCGACAAUGAACAAAGUUCUGAUUCCAAUAGUGUUCAUGAUUAUACGACUAUACCAUAUGAUAGUCAAAACAAUAACGUUGCAGCACCACAACAUGUUUGUUCAUCAUCCGAUCGCAUACAACAGCAGCUACAGUCACAGUCACAGUCACAGCCACAGCCACCACUACAGCCACAACUACAAUCACAACUACAACCACAACCACAACCAUAUUCAUAUGUAAAUGAUCAAGAAGCUUUAAUAAAUAUUAUUCGUACUCAACCAAAUAUUGCCGAAGAAUUUAUGCGUCGAUGUGGUAUUUACAAUGUGGCUGCUCCAACGAGCGUAUCACAACAAAUUCCACAACAACCCCCAAUACAAUAUCAAACACAAUCGUUUCCAUAUCAACCAUCAAAUUCGAUUGGUGUCUUACAACAACGGCCAUCACUACAAAUACCAUUACAGCAGCCUCAAAAUCAGCCAUUAUAUCAUCAGCAACAGCCGCACAUUUAUCAAAAUCAACAAGAACUACGAAUGUCGUUUCCACAACCAAUGCAACAACAAAGCGCACCGGUACGAUAUCAGGAUCCACAACGACUGCCGGGAUCUUCCGUAAUUCAUUACCUACCAAAUAAUGCAAAUCUAUCACCAUCACCACGAUUAAUUCAACCACCACAGCAAUUUCAGAUUCCUACAACAAAUGCUCCUGACACUUUACCUCGAACUGUUGUGAAUCGAACGAAUAAUUGUCAUCUAUCGAAUGAAAAUUCAAAUGGAAAAGCUACAAGCUUUGUUCAACAACAAAUCCCACCAAUUCAGACAUCCACGAUGCUAACCGAGGAACAACUUCAAAACAUCAUCGACGAGCUUACCAGUAACCCGGCAACUACAAAUAAUAAUUAA